Messenger RNA from Rotaria sordida, 360 nucleotides. The record is from the annotation of a GenBank genome assembly. Lineage: Eukaryota; Metazoa; Rotifera; Eurotatoria; Philodinida; Philodinidae.
GCUAUUUUCAUUUAUGUACUGAGGUAAAAUUUCAUUUUAUUUGAUAAAAAAAACUUAAAUUUUUGAUUUUUGUAGGAUUAUAAUUGGUGGUGGCGUUCAUUUUUAACAUCGGGUUUUACAGCUGUCUAUGUCUUUCUCUAUUCAGGUUUUUAUUUUGUGACUGAAUUAAAAAUAUCUGAUGGUAUAUCAAGAUUUUUUUAUUUUGGUUAUACAUUAAUGAUAACAUUUAGUUUAUUUUUAUUAACCGGUACAAUCGGUUUUCUUGCUUGUUUCUGGUUUGUUCGUAUAAUCUAUUCAGUUAUCAAAUUCGAUUACAUGAAGCAACCAUCGAUUAAUGAUAUAUCUAAUUAUUUUAAAUGA